Molecule: messenger RNA, 1555 nt
Organism: Amoebophrya sp. A25
Lineage: Eukaryota; Dinophyceae; Syndiniales; Amoebophryaceae
Source: the annotation of a GenBank genome assembly
GCAAUCGCGAGCCUACACGAGACGGGUUUUGCGGUUCGUCGUGCGGUGAGCAGGUUACAAGAAAUGCAAACGAGGACGUACCUCAAGGAGUGGGAACAAGAGCAGGAGAGGCGGCUGCCCAUUAAGGGAAAAGAUGCUACUAGUUAGCCCUCCGACCGACUUGUAAGCCACUUUUUUGACGUUUUGUUCGUUGUAGUUAUUGUUUCAUUCACCUACACUAACUAUGAUCAGAAGUAGUUUUUAGUUGUAAGAAGCAACUAAGGGUACGCCCGUUGCCCUAACACUCAUCGUGUUUCGGUUCUUUUCUCUCUAUCAUGUUUUUGAAUCAAUAAAUUAUGAUCAUGACUGUGAUUCAUCAUAGCGCUUGCUAUGGAAUGUCCCCUUCCCCUGCUAUUGUAAUUGGUGUCCUUGUACAUCGGACGGAGGACUACUUAUAAUUAUGUGAGUCAGAGUUACGCGUUCUUGUCGGCCCCAUUCCAUCUGUAGAGGUAAGUUUUGAUAAUGCAGUGUUAUGAAUGUAUGACAUUGGCACUGAUAGAUAUCAUGAUCUCGUAUGACGUAUGUGCAGCCCGAGCCCAUCAAUCUAUCAUAUCUGUCCUGUGCAGCAGAAAGACCGUUUAUCGCCCUCGCUAAUCCUUAACAUCAUUAUGUUAGACGCGCAAUCGCAAAAUCAAAAAUGAAAUUGAAAAUAUCUACGGCGUAUUCAUCUCCUCUUAGUUGGAUUUAUUUCUCGGUCUCGUAACAGUAUCACUAACUGUAACACCGUCAUAACAAGAUUUGUUGAAAGCUACUAUCUGAUGCAAUCAUCUCAUGCUAGACUUGUUAGCUGUGUAGUGCUUAGUAGAUUUGUAAGAUCACUUUUGGACAGUGAAGUAGGAAGGUGGGUUAGAAGUACUGGGAGCACGUGAUCCUCGAUUGCGCACGCACACAUAAAAUCCGACGCGCACUAUGGAUCCUGUCCACCCGUAAUUAUCGUUUUCCAUCAUUCGAGCUUCUGACGUUUGUUGCAGCGUCAGCACCUGCACCAUAAUUGGUUUAUCUAGGUAGUCUAAUACUAAUUUUGUUUUCCCUUAUUAUAAAUAUAAAUAUUAUUGCAUUCAUUGGACUUGUCUUCAGCACGACCGAUCUUGCUAAACUUAGGGGGUUUAAAUCGCCAUCACGGUUUGCUUGUCGUUGGCUUUUCCUAAGUAGAAUUGUGCUAGUCAAUGAAUGGCAUGCUCAUGUAGUUGUCGACGAGACCUUUCUUGCGUUGGUUGCUUCGCGUACUAGACCACCUCCACCUUGGUUGUCUAUUAUGAAACAAACUGCUCAGGCUUGCCCCCGUUCUUCCGAAUCCGAAUGUGAAUCCGAUUUGAACCCAGUAUUAAAGUUUGUAAUGUCCUCAUGAAUAUGAAAUAAAUCCGACUCCCCAUUCCUUUGUUACCGUAAUGCCUCCCUCCCUUUUUCGAACAAGCUGCAUUUUUGCAGUAGGAUUAUUAAUAGACACGAAGAAGAAGACUCUGCAUCCCUUGUUGGGUUCUUACAGACUCAUUAGAAGAAGUAGUUUCGCUGGUUG